AAGUAUGGUAUAAACUGGCACGUAGGAUGGGAAAAUGGAAUAAUAUCACACUUGUAUCCCACGCGUAGUUGACAAAAGUUAAAACUAGAAACCAAGUUUACCUCGUCUUAACUUCGGUCUGAAGCUCUCCAAUGGCGUCCUUGUACAGCACUGGACUUGAAUUGGGCAAUUUAUUGCUCGGAUCAGACUUAUUGGAUCAUUCAUGGGAUGCAAUUUCAAAGCUUCAAAAAGAGACCUUUUUAGAGGACCCAUCACUUCCUUUUUCUGUUAGAUACCAACUUUAUGAAUACCCAACAAAGUGUUCUAUUAUUGCUUUUGUAUGCUCACCUAAUUGUUCUGUGAAUCAUUUGCAAGAAGAGUUUAAAGAACUGGUUUCGUUAGAUGGAAUUACAUCCUUUGACUUUCUUUGCAACAAAAGUAGUAGUUCCAUUUCACUUCAUAAGGCUGCUCUUACCCUUUUUGCUUCUCUUGAGAAUGAGCUCUCUCUUCUCAAACAACAGUUCACCAAUAGCCAACCUCUUAUUGUAACUGGACAUUCUCUGGGAGGAUCUGUUGCAUCUCUGUUCACCUUAGGGCUGCUUAAUAGCCUUCCCAGAUAUGGUGUGCAGCGUCUCCUCUGCAUCACUUUUGGGUCUCCACUUCUUGGUAACAAUGGCUUCCAAAAAGCCAUUUCAGAGUCUCAGACAUGGAGCUCGUGCUUCUUGCACGUGGUCUCAAACACAGAUCCAAUUCCAGGAUUUCUGAUCUCGGGCCAUAAUGCUAACUUGACUACCUCGAUCUGUUACAUGCCAUUCGGUACCUAUCUCUUCUGCUCAGGAUCAGGUUUCUCUUGCUUUGAGGAACCACAAUCUAUUCUGGAGUUGUUGAUGAUAAUGAGCUCAACAUGUGCUGAAAGUGAAAAUCUAAAUAACUGCUCUCAGGUUAUUGAUUAUGGACAUAGCUUGGAACAGCUAAAGAGCAAAGCUGUUUGCAGGGGUAUCUCAGAGCUGCCCGACUCAAUAAGUAAUCCACUUCAAGCAGGAACCUAUCUACUGCUAGAAGCAACCAGAGUUGGAAAGUUACAGGAAAAUGUUAACUUGAGCAAUCUUGCAAUGAAUAUUGCAACAAGGGCAGAGGUUCAGGCCAAACACAAGCAAAAGGUUUUUGAUCCCUUCAAAAGACUAAGCAUAACUAAAAAGUCCAUGAGUUACCUUGAAUGGUACAUGAAAAACUCUUUGGAAGAGGCAGGUUAUUAUGACAAAUAUAAGACCAGACGUUCCAGAAGCAGAGACGAGAUUGAAAGCACAGAAAACCUAAUCAAGCAUCACAGAACUCUGAAGCUGUUCUGGAAAAGAAUAGUAACUGAAGUAGAAAAUUUGCCCUGGAAAGAGGGGAGAAAGCUUCGAAAGCGUUGCCUAUAUGCGGCAACAAGCUAUCGAAGGAUGGUUGAACCACUCGACAUAGCUGAGUAUUACGGUAGGGGAAAGAAAGAUUAUGUAAGUCACGGAAGAUCUGAACACUAUAAACUAUUGGAGAAAUGGUCAACUGAUGAAAAUGUUCAUACAUACCAGAGAAGCCAAGCCUCUAGUCUUACGGUUGAUUCUUGCUUCUGGGCUUAUGUUGAGGAAGCUCUGAUCUCUUGUGAAGUGUUGAAGGAUGGACAAAGUAGCCUAGAAGAACAAGAAUCGGCUAGAGGAAAUCUGAUCAAAUUCGAGGAGUAUGUAAUGAACAUGAUUAAUAACUUCUUGGUGUCUCCUGAGAUUUUCUUGCCUCAAAGCAGCUUCAUGCUAUGGUGGAAAGAAUAUUGCAUAGUUGUAGGAAAUUCAUAUACUUCACCCUUGAGUAAUUUUAUGAAGGAUGAGUUUCAUAGAUAUGUUUAAUAAAUUAUAUCUGUAAAGGAGAUUUGAUCAUAAAACAUAUCCUAGUUGUAAGAUCA
Molecule: messenger RNA, 1915 nt
Organism: Lycium ferocissimum
Lineage: Eukaryota; Viridiplantae; Streptophyta; Magnoliopsida; Solanales; Solanaceae
Product: senescence-associated carboxylesterase 101-like
Exons: 4
Coding region: 132-1859 (575 amino acids)
Biological process (GO): lipid metabolic process; defense response
Molecular function (GO): carboxylic ester hydrolase activity
Source: RefSeq, a predicted model, not a curated record